AAGGCCUGUUAUUCUCGAUCGAAUCACGCGACUCAACGUGGCCACGGCCUCUUCCCCUCAACCAUUUCCUCUCCACCGAGCUUUGCGUGCUCCGUCUCCCUCGCGCCCGAUCCACGCUCCUCGAUUCUCCAUCUCUCCUUCCAGGGCUGUGGAUUUGGAUGUUUGUGUUUGGUUGGGGGUGCUCUUUGUGUGGGUUUCGAUUAAUGUGCGUGUUCGCGGCUUGCGCUGCUGGUUAUUAGGUGUUGAGAGGUUGGAUUUGUUUUUGAGGUGGAGGUUGUCCCUGGGUGGGUGUGCUGGAAAUGACAAGGAGCAUCAGGAACCAUCGCAAAAUUACAUCCCGUUGGGCUAGGCCAACCCCAUAUCCCUUGCCUUCACACCAUGGUGCUUCAGGAAACAGAACUGAUCUGAAGAACUCACCAUUAGGCUUGGAGAAAAAGGAUUGGCAAGACGCAACUUGUUCAGUUUGCAUGGAAUUUCCACAUAAUGCUGUUCUUCUCCUUUGCUCAUCUCAUGACAAGGGUUGCCGCCCUUACAUGUGUGGCACCAGCUAUCGUCACUCAAAUUGUCUGGAGAUGUUCAAGAAGGCUUACACUAAAGCAAUGCCCUCCAAUGAAACAAAUGCAGAGAAUCCUAGUUUGAGCCUGAUGACUGCUGGUUGGUCUACUUGCAAGAAAUCUGAGGGGAUCGAGCUUGCUUGUCCCCUGUGCCGUGGACAAGUGAAGGGAUGGACGGUUGUUGAGCCUGCACGGGAGUAUCUGAACAAAAAGAGGAGAAGCUGCAUGCACGAUGACUGCUCAUUUGUGGGAACAUAUAAACAACUUCAGAAACAUGUGAGGGCUGAGCAUCCCCGUGCAAAACCACGAAAAGUGGAUCCUAUUCUGGAACAGAAAUGGAGAAUGAUGGAACAUCAGAGGGAAAGGGAAGAUAUUAUCAGCACAAUCAGAGCAUCAAAUCCAAGGUCUGUAGUAUUGGGGGAUUAUGUGAUAGACUUCGAUGGUGGCUCUGACACUGAUGGUGAGGAUCUCGGUGAAGGGGAAAGAAAUUAUGGAGCAAGGGGUGGCUUCAAUACAAACUAUUUUUAUUUUCUCCUUCAAGAAGGGGCUGGAUCUCUGUUGUCAAGGUUUACUAGAGAUGAUGAAACAUUUGACAGCUUAGAGGAUGGCGGUGGUACUGUGCUCUCAAUUGAUGAUGAUGCUCCUGCUGUUGAUGCAGCUGCUGGCAAUCUUCUGGAAGGAGAUGAUGAGGAUGACGACCAAGGCAGACAAGCAGCAAUGUCUGUGAAUUUAUUGAGAUCUGGGAGGCGGCGAAGGCGGCGGAGCCGUGGGAGACUGUCUUCGGGUGUGAGCUGAAGUAGAAUAUUGUGGACACAAGGUGUAGGAUCAUUAGCUGACGGAUAAAAAAAAAAGUUUCAUCAUGAAGUACCAUUGUGCAUGAAUUCUCUCCAUAUUUUCAUCUUAUUUAUUCUCACAUGACGAUAUUUACUCAUCA
Dioscorea cayenensis subsp. rotundata (Guinea yam) is the source of this 1488-nucleotide messenger RNA. RefSeq lists its product as uncharacterized. Lineage: Eukaryota; Viridiplantae; Streptophyta; Magnoliopsida; Dioscoreales; Dioscoreaceae. Bases 300 to 1349 code for a protein of 349 amino acids. The record is from RefSeq and is a predicted model, not a curated record. The transcript is spliced from 3 exons.